Molecule: messenger RNA, 795 nt
Organism: Tetrapisispora phaffii CBS 4417
Lineage: Eukaryota; Fungi; Ascomycota; Saccharomycetes; Saccharomycetales; Saccharomycetaceae
Gene: COQ9
Product: ubiquinone biosynthesis protein COQ9
Exons: 1
Coding region: 1-795 (264 amino acids)
Biological process (GO): ubiquinone biosynthetic process
Cellular component (GO): mitochondrial inner membrane
Molecular function (GO): lipid binding
Source: RefSeq, a predicted model, not a curated record
AUGAUAAACAGAGGUAGACUAAUCUUUAGAAAGUCAGGUGUCAACGCUCGUUUUUUCCACCCUGCUACUGAUGAAUACGUUUUGCCAAAUAAACUAUCGCCAUGUACCUAUACAAAAGAUUCUCCUCAGUUUAAGAUCUUGUCUCAUGCUAUAGAUAACACUGUCACUAAAUUUGGCUUCUCUGAAAGAGCUAUUAUUGAAGCUAUGAAAGAAUUGAAGAUUGAAAAUCAAUCGACUAUGUUAUCUGCCAUUGGAUCAUCUAAUUCCCCUUCUUUUUUACAUUCUUCGCCAUCUGUCAUGGAACUUUUGAAAUUUAAUUUGGUUUUGAAAAGAUACAGAAUGAUCGAAGGAUUAGAUCCAUUGACGAUGCAACAAGAGGAAUUACCAAGUUUGGAGUCGUUAUUGUUGAAAAGAUUAGAGAUGGAUAUUCCAAUUGGUAAGCAUAUUUCAGCAUUCAUGUCUCAAUUGGUGAUACCUGGUCCAUUCUUAUUGGAUUCGGCUUUACCAGAACUGCAUAGACUAGCAGAUGAUAUGAUUUAUUUCUCAAAUGAAAAGGAUCAUCAUGAUUUUGCUUGGUAUUCGAAGAGGUUGGGUGUUUCUUCAGCAUAUAUCUCUUCAAAACUGUUUAUGGCUCAAGAUAAUUCAUGCAAUUAUAAAGAGACGUUACAAUUUGCAAAGGACAAAUUAGAGAAGGUUAUGAGACUGGGGGAUUACUAUAACAAUACCGAAGAAUACGCUUGGUACGUCCUAUUAAAUUCUGUCAAUAUGGUGAAAUCAAGAAUGUCAAGAGCUUAA